Egretta garzetta (little egret) is the source of this 2433-nucleotide messenger RNA. It is a transcript of the gene CDH13, whose product is annotated as cadherin 13. Gene Ontology annotation, biological process: multicellular organism development; cell morphogenesis; cell-cell junction assembly. The transcript is spliced from 16 exons. NCBI's taxonomy places the organism in Eukaryota, Metazoa, Chordata, Aves, Pelecaniformes, Ardeidae. Bases 1 to 2433 code for a protein of 810 amino acids. Gene Ontology annotation, molecular function: calcium ion binding; cadherin binding. Gene Ontology annotation, cellular component: catenin complex; adherens junction; plasma membrane. The record is from RefSeq and is a predicted model, not a curated record.
AUGGACUAUGGAUCUGGUACACCCUUGCAGCUUAACCAUCCCCCGUGUCCACCUCCACCCACUGCAGAUGCUCACCUCUUCCCAGUGGUGUCCCCACAGUGCGUCGAGUGGGUUGCACCAGGAAGGGUGACACAUGCAGAAGCAAGGCUGGAGAGGCUGUCCAAUAAGCAGCAGAUUGGUCGAAAUAAGUUUGAGAUCAGAGUAGUCUGUAUGCCAGCUGAAAGUCAGAUUUUGAAAAACAACUUUGGAGGUUUUGAGGCAGAAAGUACUCUUGAAAAUGCAGUUACAGAUUCCAUUUCCUCUUUUUUCUCCCUUCAGGUUCUGCUGCUUGCACGUGCAGAAGAUUUAGAAUGUGUCCCUGGAUUCCAGCAAAAGGUUUUCUAUAUUGAACAGCCAUUUGAAUUCACAGAGGACCAGCCAGUCCUGAACCUUGAAUUUGAUGACUGCAAGGGGAAUAACAAAUUGAACUUCGAAGUGUCUAACCCAGACUUUAAGGUGGAACGUGACGGGUCUUUAGUAGCACUAAAGAAUAUCUCGGAAGCUGGUGGAGCCUUGUUUGUCCACGCGCGGUCUGAGCAUGCUGAGGAUAUGGCAGAAAUUUUGAUUGUUGGAGCAAAUGAAAAACAUGGUGCAUUAAAGGAAAUCUUUAAGAUAGAAGGCAACCUUGGAAUUCCAAGACAAAAAAGGGCUAUUUUGGCAACUCCAAUAUUAAUUCCUGAAAAUCAAAGACCACCGUUCCCCAGAUCUGUUGGCAAGGUAAUUGUUAGCAAGUUCAUACCUCAUAAAUGUAUUAGGAUCUAUGGAGGGGUCAAAGGUGUAGAUAAAGACCCAAAAGGAAUUUUUAGAAUCAAUGAGAUCAGUGGGGAUGUCUCCGUGACUCGAGCCCUUGAUAGGGAAGCAAUUGCCAAUUAUGAGCUUCAAGUUGAAGUCACAGAUAUGACUGGGAACACCAUUGAUGGUCCAGUCCGCCUAGAUAUUGCUGUUAUUGAUCAAAAUGAUAACAGGCCAAUGUUCAAAGAAGGACCCUAUGUUGGUCAUGUCAUGGAGGGAUCCCCUACAGGAACGACUGUGAUGCGCAUGACAGCAUUCGAUGCUGAUGACUCUAGCACAGACAAUGCUCUUCUGCGGUAUAACAUCCUCAAACAGACACCUACCAAACCAUCUCCAAAUAUGUUCUAUAUUGACCCGGAAAAGGGAGAUAUUGUUACAGUGGUGUCGCCUGUACUGUUGGAUCGUGAGACUAUGGAAACCCCGAAAUACGAGCUAGUUAUAGAAGCUAAGGACAUGGGCGGUCUUGACGUGGGACUAACUGGCACAGCAACUGCCACUAUUCUUAUUGAUGACAAAAAUGACCAUCCACCAGAAUUUACCAAGAAGGAGUUUCAAGCCACAGUAAAGGAGGGAGUCACAGGUGUAAUAGUAAACUUAACCGUCGGUGACAGAGAUGACCCAGCAACUGGAGCAUGGAGAGCUGUCUACACAAUUAUUAAUGGAAAUCCAGGGCAGAGUUUUGAAAUCCAUACCAAUCCACAGACUAACGAGGGAAUGCUCUCUGUUGUCAAACCUUUAGACUAUGAGAUUUCGGCAUUUCACACAUUGCUGAUCAAAGUAGAAAAUGAAGACCCGCUGAUUCCAGACAUAGCCUAUGGCCCCAGCUCCACAGCAACAGUUCAGAUCACUGUUGAGGAUGUGAAUGAAGGCCCAGUUUUCCACCCAAACCCAAUGACAGUGACAAAACAAGAAAACAUCCCUAUUGGCAGCGUUGUGUUAACAGUAAAUGCCACUGAUCCAGAUACUUUGCAACAUCAGACUAUCAGGUAUUCAGUUUACAAGGAUCCGGCAGGCUGGCUAGAAAUUAACCCCACCAAUGGUACCAUUGGCACCACUGCUAUCCUGGAUCGGGAAUCUCCAUACGUUCAGAAUAACGUAUACACUGCUCUCUUUCUGGCAAUAGACAGUGGUAACCCUCCCGCUACAGGUACAGGAACUUUACACAUCACCUUGGAGGAUGUCAAUGACAAUGUCCCAUCCCUUUAUCCAACACUGGCAAAAGUUUGUGAUGAAACAAAAGAUCUCAAGGUAGUGGUACUAGGAGCAUCAGACAAAGACCUUCAUCCCAACACAGAUCCAUUCAAAUUUGAACUGAGUAAGCAAUCUGGCCCAGAAAAAUUGUGGAAAAUCACCAAGAUUAACAAUACUCAUGCCCAGGUCAUCCUGCUUCAAAACCUGAAAAAGGCCAAUUACAACAUCCCAAUCUCAGUGACAGAUUCCGGAAAACCGCCUCUGACUAACAACACAGAACUGAAAUUACAAGUGUGUUCCUGCAAGAAAUCCAAAAUGGACUGCAGUGCAACUGAUGCCCUUCAUAUCAGCAUGACCCUCAUCCUUCUUUCACUCGUCAGUUUAUUUUGUAAGUCUUUUCUUCAACUGUAA